AUGCAUGCUUUGUUUGUUCUCGCCACCGGCCAUCCGUCCUCGAAGAUGGAGCGCUUCAUUAGCGAUAGCUGUCAAGCAGACCGUAAAGAUGAUAUAGAUCGAGAGGCAGGUACCUCGUUUAGUGGUGUCGAAGUCUGGUCUUUUAGGCCAAUAUACCUACCUACAUGCAUAGAGGUAUACACCCCCACUGAGGUGAUCGACACUGUUGCACAAUUCGCAAGUCGUAUACAGAGUAUACAUCUAUGUACUCCGUACUCGAGACUGUGGAGCAAGUACUCUGCUCUUGUACGAGAUCUGACACGGCAGGAAUGCCCAGUAUGGGCUAUGAGAGUAUACUCCUCCGUACGGAGUAUUACUCGAUACAGAAUGUGCUUUUUAUUAUACGCGUGUGGGGGUGGAUAUGGAACAGAACACUCUGUGGCUAGGAUAAGUAUGCUAAACGGCUAUUGA
Rasamsonia emersonii CBS 393.64 is the source of this 450-nucleotide messenger RNA. RefSeq lists its product as uncharacterized. Bases 1 to 450 code for a protein of 149 amino acids. The transcript is spliced from 6 exons. The record is from RefSeq and is a predicted model, not a curated record. Lineage: Eukaryota; Fungi; Ascomycota; Eurotiomycetes; Eurotiales; Trichocomaceae.